This is a messenger RNA of Fonsecaea multimorphosa CBS 102226, 2232 nucleotides long. RefSeq lists its product as uncharacterized. NCBI's taxonomy places the organism in Eukaryota, Fungi, Ascomycota, Eurotiomycetes, Chaetothyriales, Herpotrichiellaceae. Gene Ontology annotation, molecular function: lipid binding. Bases 1 to 2232 code for a protein of 743 amino acids. The record is from RefSeq and is a predicted model, not a curated record. The transcript has a single exon.
AUGGCCUUCCUUGCCCGAUGCUGUGGCUUCGGCCGCAAACGAGGGGAAGAUACUGACCCCCUGCUGCCUCGCUAUGAAGACGACACGGCUCGCCAGCGAGCUCUUCACCAGAAGCUGCACACCUAUCAGAUGCUGAGAGCCCUCUCCAAAGGUUACAUGCCCUCCACCGAGCAGACCAUCGUCAACCUGCGCACCCUCCUUGCUGCAGACAUCCUCAACCCAAACAACAAGGAAUUGAGCGAGUCAGGCCGAGCACUCAUCCGGAAUUGUCGAACUUGGAUCAAGCUGUUCAUUGAAAUUCUGAAGAACAAGAAUGAUCAGGACCAGAUUCAGGACUUCAUCUGGUACACAACAAAAUCUCGAAUCUCGUUGGACGUUGAUGACAUUUCUCAUUCAGCCUCCAAAGUCAAAGCCAGGGCAGAUGCUCGUGCUGCUUACGAAAGCUUCCGCACGGUUGGCAGUUUGCUUCUGACGAAUGCCGAUUUCAGACUGUUUGUCAAUGAUGUUGCCACAAUUGGAAGGGAGGUCCUGGCAGAUACUGCGUUUUCCCUGUCUUCCGCAGCCGAGAAGGCCGGCAAACAACUCGAGCUCUCAGAAGAGGAACAACAGACCGUAGCGAAACCUGGAGCCGAUGAAGACGCCUUGCCGUCCAAGCAGGAAUUGGAAGAGAAUGCAGAAGAGACAUCAAAGGUGAUCGGCUCGGAGCUAGCAAAAGUUGGAAAGGACGCGGUCGAAAGUGCCAAGGAGAAUUUUGCCGGUUCUCAAAAAGACACCCUGCUUUACCGUCUAAAGCAGGCAAUUCUUCGACUGAGAAGCCGGACCGACUACCAUGACUCGGUGUCGACCAUCUCAAAAUUGAUUCAGCGCUAUGCUGUGGCGUACUCUCGGAUAGCAGAUACCGCCGUCGCUGCGGCACAAGAGGACAUCCACACCAAUCCAGCGUUGGACCGUGCCGUGCACAAUUUCUGGAGCUUUGUUAGCAGCUUCGGCGACCCCAACGCAUGGAAGCAGUUGGAGCAGGACUUCAACAAGGUCAUGAGCCACGCAAAGGCAGACCCUCAAUUCGAGAACUUCAUGGUCGAAGUGGGCAACGCGGUGCAACGAAUGCUCACUGAUCCGGAAUUCUUCGACAAUGUGGACCAGAAGCUCGACGAGCUCAAAGAGAAGUCUGCUAAGUUGGGCAACGAAGGCGAAUUCAGGACGGAUUUCGACAAAAUGCUGAGACAAGCACAGGUCACCAUAACCUCUGUGAUGGAAGACAAGGAUGUCAACGGGCUGUUGCUGGCGACAAAGCGAAUUUAUACCAUUCUGACGCCUCCGAACAUGGUCACUAAUCCUGACCUCAUCACCGACGCUAUUCAUAUUUUCCUGCCUCUGCUCAUCCGGAGCAUUCAAUAUAUCCCAAUCCCUCGAGUGGAGGUCAGCGUUCCGGAAAUGGAUCUUCUUCUCGAAAAUCUUGUUCUUGAGCCCGGCCGAAACGUCAACUCGACCUCUUUUCUUCCCUACCGUCUCCUCGUUUCAACCAAGAAUGACCUCGAAAUCCGCAAGACGCACUCCAAAAAGACGAUUUCCAGCACCAAGUCCGUCGUCACCAUCUCCAUCAAUGGGCUCAGCGUCGCAGCUCAAGACCUCGGCUUUUGGAUCCGGGGCCAUGCCGGUCUCGUUCAUUUUGCCGAUGAAGGCAUUGCUAGCUUCUUCCUUGAUGAACGCGGCAUCGACGUCUCUCUUGACAUGGAGAUCGGUCGCGAGAAGCUUGAACAAAUUCUCACUCUGCGGGGCGUGAGAGUUCACAUUCACAAGCUUGAUUAUAACCUCCGCCAGUCCAAAUUAUCCUGGCUAGGCUGGCUGUUCAAACCCUUGCUAAAACACCUGGUCAGACGCUCGCUGGAAAAGGCACUUGCCGAGAACAUAGUCAAGGCCUUGCGAGCCGCAAACCGUGAGCUUGUUUUUGCCCGAGAGCGACUUCGUGCCACUCGCAUUGCAGAUCCACAAGACGUCGUUACGUUCUUGAAGGCCGUGAUGGCGAGGUUGACGCCAGAAGAGGACCCAGAUCUGUAUACGAGAAUCGGCGUGGACGCUCCGAAGCAGGGUGUUUUCAGAGGAGUGUAUACACCGGGAAGUAUUGUCAAAUUGUGGCACGAGGAGGCCUUAAGGGCAGAAGAGGCUGUACAGGAUGGGGAAGAGAGAGGUGGUGGCUGGAGGAACGACAUCUUCGAUACACCUGUUAUGUGA